CUUCUGCGCUCUCCGCCUUUUUCUCUCUCGCCUGGAUUUCUCCUCCCCCCGCGCCCCUCCCGCAUCUCCCACUCGCUGGCUCUCUCUCCAGCUGCCUCCUCUCCAGGUCUCUCCUGGCUGCGCGCGCUCCUCUCCCCGCCUCGCCCCCUCCCGCAGCCUCGCCGCCUUGGUGCCUUCCUGCCCGGCUCGGCCAGCGCUCGUCCCCGGACCCGGCCCCGCCAUCCCGGGUCUCCGCUCUGAGCAGCUCAGCCCUGCAGAGGCUCGGGACUCGAUGCUAUGAAAGGGAAGCGAGCCGGGCGCCCAGACCUGCAGGAGGCGUCGGAUGCGCGGCCGGUCUCAGGACCGGGAUCUCUCCGGCUCGCCUUGCCCUCUGGUGAUUAUUUGGCUCUGUUCAUCGCCCUGCCGUUCCUCGGAGGAGACGGGCGCAUCUGAGAAGAGCCAUCGGUGUCUUGUGCGUGUGGAAUAUCUGCAGACAUGACUGCGUGGAGGGAAUUCAAGUCGCUGCUCCGGCUUCUGGCGCUGGUGGUUCUGUGUGCGGGGCUCCUCGCUGCAGCUAAGGGUCAGAACUGUGGAGGGUUAGUCCAGGGACCCAAUGGUACCAUCGAGAGCCCUGGCUUCCCGCAUGGCUAUCCCAACUAUGCCAACUGCACCUGGAUCAUUAUCACAGGGGAGCGCAACAGGAUACAGCUGUCCUUCCACACCUUCGCCCUUGAAGAGGAUUUUGACAUUCUCUCCGUUUAUGAUGGACAGCCCCAGCAGGGAAACCUGAAAGUCAGGUAAAGUGCCUGCUCUUCAUCCUAUAGGCGAGUAGAAAUGGAUAAGUGCCUGGGUUCUGAAAUACAAUUGGAAUUCAUGUUUGAAUCUCAUCAUCAGAAAAAAAAAAUCAAGCAACAAUAAAGAAAACUUAAAGGCUGUAGGUCUCUGUCAAAUUGUCACCUUCCCCCAUACUUCAACUUCUUACUGAAAGCAAUCCUUGACUUCUUUAUAGAUCUCUCCCUGCUUUAGCUCUGCAGAACAGUGUUGUCAAGGUAAUUUAAGUGAAGUUAUGAUACACCAUUGUUUUGAAGCAACUGUGGAUUUGAGGAAAAAGUCAAAAAGAUAAAACAAGGGAGUACAAUUCAGAUAACAACAAAAGGAACCUUUAUAUUGUCAGAGAAUACAGUCAGUAGGGAGACUUAGGAGGUGGGUGGAGUGAGAAGUCUUUAGAGGCUUUUGGGUUUGACAAUCAUAGUAUAUUCUGUUCAUUAUUGGUCUUCUCCUUUGAUCUAUGAUUUUUAUCAUGAAGAAUGAAGAAUAUUUCCCAGAAAUAAACAAAAAAAUGUACCUGUACAACCAGAUUUUUUAGAAUUUGGCAAUGGAAAGAGGAAUAUCCCUUUCAAAGAAAUAAGGUUUUCUAAACUAAAUUGAUGAACGUAUUUAAAUGUAUAUACUUAUGGCAAACCAAAUCUUUAUCUUCUAUUUUGAAAUUUCUGCAUUAAUUAGAGAUUAUGUUUAGUAGCUGUUAGUUUGCAGAAGAAAAAUUGACAGAAGGCAGCAGAAAUUGCUUUGCUUAAAUGAAUAAAGUAGAAUUCACACUAAUGCCAACAGGAACACACACACAAAAACAUGCAUUCUAUUCAUGAUUUUGUGAAGUGA
Marmota monax (woodchuck) is the source of this 1635-nucleotide messenger RNA. Its product is annotated as CUB and sushi domain-containing protein 1-like. Bases 475 to 780 code for a protein of 101 amino acids. Gene Ontology annotation, biological process: negative regulation of inflammatory response. NCBI's taxonomy places the organism in Eukaryota, Metazoa, Chordata, Mammalia, Rodentia, Sciuridae. The transcript is spliced from 2 exons. The record is from RefSeq and is a predicted model, not a curated record.